This is a messenger RNA of Haliotis rufescens (red abalone), 2978 nucleotides long. Its product is annotated as phosphoglucomutase-1-like. Lineage: Eukaryota; Metazoa; Mollusca; Gastropoda; Lepetellida; Haliotidae. Gene Ontology annotation, molecular function: phosphoglucomutase activity; magnesium ion binding. The record is from RefSeq and is a predicted model, not a curated record. Gene Ontology annotation, biological process: carbohydrate metabolic process. The transcript is spliced from 10 exons. The coding region runs from base 153 to 1844 and encodes 563 amino acids. Gene Ontology annotation, cellular component: cytosol.
GGGUCAAGGUCAUGGGGUCAUUGUCAUUGAGUAAAUGGCAACGCAGGCAAACUAGAUUGCAGGUACCCGGCGUGUAAUAUAUUGCAAAGACGAAGUUGUCGAUUGAAAAUUUUAAUCGCCUCUUGCGAGUCUGUAGGACUUAGUUAUAGAAAAUGUCGCUAACUGCACAAAAAGUUGGCACUAAGCCCUAUGAUGACCAGAAACCAGGAACAAGUGGACUUAGGAAAGCUGUCAAAGUUUACCAGAAUCAACCAAACUACACCGAAAAUUUCAUCCAAGCUACCCUCAUAGCAGGUGUUGGUGACAGACUAAAGGGAAGCACUCUAGUUGUCGGCGGUGAUGGAAGAUUCUAUGGCAAAGAAGCAACUGAACUUAUCAUCAGAAUGUGUGCUGCAAAUGGGGUGUCCAAGUUGUUGAUAGGUCAGAAUGGCCUGUUGUCUACACCAGCAGUUUCCUACCUCAUCCGUAAAUACCAGACGCAGGGAGGAAUCAUCCUGACUGCAAGUCACAACCCCGGGGGCCCAGAUGGAGACUUCGGCAUCAAGUUCAACACACCUAAUGGAGGUCCAGCUCCUGAGGCAAUAACAAAUAGAAUCUUUGAAAUCACAAAAUCCAUCUCAGAGUACCUGACAUGUCCAGCCUUGCAGGCAGACAUCUCUACAAUAGGCACCCAGACGUUCCAGGUGGAUGGCGCCACCUUCACUGUUGAAAUACUAGACUCUGUCGCUGACUAUGUCACGUAUAUGAAAGAGAUCUUCAACUUUGAAUCCAUCAAGACCAUCGUGGCAGAAGGCGCAGUAACACCAUUGAAGAUCCUCAUCAAUGCUAUGCAUGGAGUAACUGGUCCCUAUGUGAGGCGGAUAUUUGUGGAUGAGCUCGGUGCGCCAGAAUCCAGCAUCAUCAACUGUGUCCCACUGCAAGACUUUGGAGGUCAUCACCCUGACCCUAACUUGACCUAUGCUGCUGACCUGGUGAAGGAGCUCCAGAAAGGACAGCAUGGUUUCGGUGCAGCGUUCGAUGGAGAUGGGGACAGGAACAUGAUCCUGGGACACAAUGCAUUCUUCGUGACGCCGUGUGACUCGCUCGCGAUCCUGGCCCAAAACCUGGAUUGUAUCCCAUACUUCCAGAAGACUGGGGUCAAAGGUUAUGCCAGGAGCAUGCCCACAAGUGGAGCAGUUGACAGAGUUGCAAAGUCGACGGGGAAGGAGUGUUUUGAGGUUCCGACUGGCUGGAAGUUUUUUGGUAACCUGAUGGAUGCUGGGAGGCUGUCCCUGUGUGGAGAGGAGAGCUUCGGUACAGGGUCAGAUCACAUCAGGGAGAAGGAUGGUGUGUGGGCGGUGCUGGCAUGGCUGUCUAUACUGGCUCACACCAACAAGUCCGUGGAAGACCUGCUCAUGGAUCACUGGAAUAAGUUUGGCAGGAACUUCUUUACGAGACAUGACUUUGAGAACGUCGACACUGCCCCAGCCAAUGAGAUGAUGGCAAAUCUGAAUGCACUCAUAGCUGACCCAGCCCUUGUGGGGAAGCAGUACAGCUCGGGGGACAAGACGUAUACAGUCGCUGUGGCAGACAACUUCUCCUACACCGACCCCAUCGACAACAGCGUCACUAAAGGCCAGGGUGUGAGACUUAUCAUGUCCGAUGAUUCCCGUGUCAUAUUCCGACUGAGCGGCACAGGAAGUAGUGGUGCCACCAUCAGGCUGUACAUUGAAGGAUACGAAUCUGACCCAGCCAAGUACGGCCUGGAUUCCCAGGUUGUCCUGAAGCCAUUAAUUGAUAUAGCUCUACAAGUAUCUCAGCUGCAAGAACUCACAGGGAGAACGGCGCCAACAGUCAUCACUUGAGACCUUGUUGUCUUGACAACUAGUCCUGUAUUGUUAAGGCUUAAGAGGUUCUCCUAUCCAUGGUGUUUUGCAAUCAUAGUACCAUCAUAUAGCACAAAGAAAUCCAUAUACAAACUUCCACCAGGGUUUGCUAACAGGCUUUGCUAACAGGGUUUGCCAACACGCUUCGCUAACAAACAUAAAACUACUUCAGGAUCACAAAACCAAUUGUUACUAUUCUAAUAAUGAAAAAAACAUAUACCGGGUAUGCUUCCACAUGCUUAUCUCUCUUGCUGCCAAAACAUAUAUUUUCAGUUAGACGUGAACUCUAUUAUGGUGCAAUUAUUCAUCAGAAAUGAAUAGCUCAACUGCCAAAUAUGGUUGCUGAAGGGUCAGUAAUUUAUAGAUGGAAAAAAUGUUUAUGCUCCUUUUUUAAAUAAGCUUAUGUGAAUUGUUCUAAUUUUGCAUAUUAGGUACUUCUCAAGAGAAGUUAAAAAAACUUGAUUCUUCAUAUUACAAUGGCAGGAAAGAUUAACUAUAGUACCGGUAAUGGUAAAGAAUCGGGUGUUCUCUAACUUCUGUUGUGUAGUAUAUUUUACCUCAAGAACUGUGUUCACAAAGGACUUUGCUGUACCUGCUUUACCUCAACAGCUGUUAUCUCAAAGGAAAUGAUACACAAGGUGAUUAGAUACCAUGAUUAGAUACCAUGAUUAGAUACCAUGACUGCCAAAACUUUGUUGUAUGAUUUUGUUGCUUUUCUUUUCAGCAAGCGUCUAGUUUGUCUUUGUGCAUCAGCAUUGUUGACUUUUUUUCUUACCAUAUUUGUUCAUUCCUUAGUCUACUGCAAUAGUAUUUUUAUAGGGAGUAGGGCUGUCUCUUGAAGUCUGUAUCAUGUUUAUGCUCAAUUGUUGUUAAUAUGGGUAUUGUCAGUGAGGAAGAGAAGGGUAUAUUAUAUUUAGGUGAAUGGAUCGCAGAACUCUAAGUACGAAGCAUUACCUAGACAUUUACCUUCAAACAGUAAAACAAAGUACUUACCGUAUUCGACGUAAUAAGCGCCCACGGCGCUCUCAAAAAUAGAAAAUGGGGGCUCUCAUUAGAAUCUUAUUUUGGUGGAAAAAACAGAGUUGAAAGAUAAACUGUUUAUAUACGACAGAU